AUGGCGGCCAGCAGGAGCCCGAUGAAGCACAACCCUCCAUAUGAUAAGGGGGCCUUUAGAAUUGAAAUCAACUUUCCAGCAGAGCAUCCAUUCAAACUACCAAAGAUCACAUUUAAAACAAAGAUCUGUCAUCCAAACAUUGAUGAAAAAGGGCAAGUUUGCCUGCCCAUAAUUAGUGCUGAGAACUGGGAGCCAGAGACCAAGACUGACCAAGGAGUCCAGUCCCUCAUAGCACUGGUGAAUGACCCCCAGCCUGAGCACACGCUCCGGGCUGACCUAGCUGAAGAAUACUCUAAGGACCGUAAAAAAUUCUGUAAGAAUGCUGAAGAGUUUACAAAGAAAUAUGGGGAAAAGUGA
This is a messenger RNA of Octodon degus (degu), 357 nucleotides long. RefSeq names its product ubiquitin-conjugating enzyme E2 L3-like. Gene Ontology annotation, cellular component: nucleus. NCBI's taxonomy places the organism in Eukaryota, Metazoa, Chordata, Mammalia, Rodentia, Octodontidae. The record is from RefSeq and is a predicted model, not a curated record. Gene Ontology annotation, molecular function: ubiquitin conjugating enzyme activity. The coding region runs from base 1 to 357 and encodes 118 amino acids. The transcript has 2 exons. Gene Ontology annotation, biological process: ubiquitin-dependent protein catabolic process; protein polyubiquitination.